AUGGGUCCGCGCCUUGCACUCCUUGCCAGCUGUCAAAGUGCCACCGCCAGCACAAAGUCUCCGAUUGGCACGUUCCUCCCCCCGUCACACCGCUUUGCUACCGUGCACAUCGACAUCGUGGGCCCCCUCCCUCACUCUCAUGGCCAACGAUACAUUCUCACAUGCGUGGACCGCUUCACCCGUUGGCCAGAGGCAACCCGCAUGGCGGAUUCAACGGCUGAAACGGUCGCUUCCAAGUUUCUUUCCUCCUGGAUCGCCCGUUUCGGCGUGCCGACGGAAGUCGUCACUGAUCGCGGUCCCCAAUUCGAGAGCCGCCUAUUCACAGCAUUCACCAAGCUCCUUGGUACCACGCGCCUCCGCACCACCGCGUACCACCCUGCCUCCAACGGAUUGGUGGAGCGUUUGCAUCGGCAUCUCAAGCAAGCCCUGAUGGCCCGCGGCGCGCCCCAGCACUGGACCGAGAAUCUGCCGCUGGUCCUCCUCGGCAUUCGCGCGCCUUGA
Molecule: messenger RNA, 501 nt
Organism: Ornithodoros turicata
Lineage: Eukaryota; Metazoa; Arthropoda; Arachnida; Ixodida; Argasidae
Exons: 1
Coding region: 1-501 (166 amino acids)
Biological process (GO): DNA integration
Molecular function (GO): nucleic acid binding
Source: RefSeq, a predicted model, not a curated record